GCAUCACUUCGACUUAUUAUUAGGUGUACACCUUUCAUAACUCAAACAUGGUGCCUCCCACGUAUUAACCCGCGUUUGCCUAAAUAACAAAAUAAAAAAAAUAAAAAAGAAGAAGUCGCAUUUCAUGCAACGCAAAAACGCUACUAUAAAUACCCCCACCAUCUUACCUUCUUCAAUCAACCAGUUAAUUAUUUGCUUCAUUUUCUCAACUCAAAAAAGAGUUGAAGAAAAAGAAAGAACCCUACUGCAAAGUGCAAAUUAAUUAAUGAUGGCCACCGUCAACUCCUACGGCAACGUCAACGACACCGACCACGAAAGGCUCGCCGCCCGGAGCAAAACCCGCCGGAGAUUCGCCCUCAUCGGAAUAUCCUCCAUUGUCCUCAUCGCCGUCGUGGUCGCCACCGUGGUCGGAGUUACGCAGACCAACAAAGGCGGCAGCAAAUCCAAAGACGAAACCAAAUCGAUUUCGUCGUCGAUCAAAGCGGUGUGCAACGUCACGCUUUACCCGGACUCGUGCUACAACAGCCUCGCUCCGAUGGUGACUUCCGGCGACGUCAAGAUCCAGGAUCUGUACAAGCUCUCCGUGCAGGUAGCCAUUACCGAGCUGACGAAAAUCUCGAACAGCUUCGACGCCGGAAAGCUGAACAUCACCGACGAGAAGACGGUGGCGGCGAUACAGAGUUGCCAGGAGCUUUUCUCGCUGGCGCUUGACCACCUCAACAGCUCGUUGACCAUAAACAACAUGAAUCUGCACGAUGCUUUUGCCGACCUGAGAACGUGGCUGAGCUCCGCCGGGACUUACCAGGAGACGUGCAUCGAUGAGCUGGAGAGUGUAUCGAGCGGGCUGAGCACCGUCGCCGGUGACAGUUUCAAGAACUCCACUGAGUACAUAAGCAACAGCUUGGCCAUGAUCACCUCCGCCGACGAGUCGAUUGACGCGAUGGGCAAAAUCGGAAGGAGGCGCCGCUUGAUGGGUUUCGGCGGCGGCGAUUUGCCGGAGUGGGUUUCCGCUAAUGAGAGGCGGCUGCUUCAGACGCCGAGCGUGAAGGCGGAUGCGGUGGUGGCGAAGGACGGAAGCGGGAAGUACAAGACGAUAAAGGCGGCGCUGAAGGAUGUUCCGGCGAAGAGUAAGAAGAGGUUUGUUAUAUAUGUGAAGAAGGGUGUUUAUGCUGAGAAUGUUAGAGUGGAGAAGACGAUGUGGAAUGUCAUGUUCGUCGGAGAUGGUAAAGAUGCCACCAUUGUCACCGGCAGCCUCAACGUUGUUGACGGAACCCCCACUUUUCAAACCGCUACAUUUGCUGUGUUUGGUCAAGGAUUCAUCGCGCGCGACAUGGGAUUCCGCAACACGGCCGGUGCAGCCAAGCACCAAGCCGUCGCUCUAUUGACGUCCGCAGACCUCGCGGUCUUCUACCGAUGCAAGAUGUCCGCAUUCCAAGACACUCUCUACGUGCACGCCAACCGUCAAUUCUACCGCGAGUGCGACAUCUACGGAACAGUUGACUUCAUAUUCGGCAACUCCGCAGUUGUCCUCCAGAACUGCAACAUCCUGCCCAUAAAGCCAAUGGCGGGCCAAAAAAUCACGAUCACGGCCCAGGGCAAGAAGGACCCGAACCAAAACACCGGGAUCGCGAUCCAGAACUGCAACAUUCGGCCAGGUGGCAACCUCGCUGGGGUCAGCUCUUUCUUGGGCCGACCUUGGAAGGAUUACUCCACCACAAUUGUAUUCAAUAGCGUGUUGGACCGUUUCAUCGACCCCAAAGGGUGGCUUCCGUGGAUCGGUGACUCAGCCCCGAAGACGAUUUUUUAUGCAGAGUAUCAAAAUACGGGCCUCGGUGCGGCGACCAAGAAUCGGGUUAAGUGGGUUGGCUUGAAGCUCAAUCUUAUUGCUAGCCAGGUUCAGAAGUUCACCGUUGCACCGUUCACUAAUGGAGAUAAAUGGAUUCCGGCAACUGGAGUUCCCUUCAAAUCCGGCCUCUAAAUGAUGUUUUGUUUUUGUUUUUGGAUCAUUUUCUUUUGUUCUUUUUGUAUUUUUUUUCUUCCUACUAUUCAAUAUUAUUUGUGUAUGUAUCAAUUGAUUGAAACUAAAUUUGUAAUCAAUAAUACGAAAUGAUCAUGAUCCAUGGGUUCUCUUCCGUACGG
Molecule: messenger RNA, 2139 nt
Organism: Erythranthe guttata (spotted monkey flower)
Lineage: Eukaryota; Viridiplantae; Streptophyta; Magnoliopsida; Lamiales; Phrymaceae
Product: putative pectinesterase/pectinesterase inhibitor 46
Biological process (GO): cell wall modification
Molecular function (GO): enzyme inhibitor activity; pectinesterase activity
Source: RefSeq, a predicted model, not a curated record